AUGUUCUCAGCUACCAAGGCCUCCUCUGUUUUACGUUCAACCCUCAAUGUUGCUCGUCGUACCUAUUCUAACCAAGGUGGUUAUGAGUCUACCUACAAGAACUUGUUGAUUAACAAGGAUACCAAGGUCAUCUGUCAAGGCUUCACCGGUAAACAGGGUACUUUCCACUCUCAACAAGCCAUCGAGUAUGGUACCAAGAUGGUUGGUGGUGUCUCCCCCAAGAAGGCUGGUCAAACCCAUCUCGGUCUCCCUGUUUUCGGUACUGUCCGUGAGGCUGCUGAAGCUACCAAGGCUGAUGCUAGUGUCAUCUACGUUCCUCCUCCCGCCGCUGCUCAAGCUGUUUUGGAUGCUAUUGAGGCUGAAAUCCCUUUGGUCGUUGCUAUCACUGAAGGUAUUCCUCAACAUGACAUGAUCCGUGUCAAGCAAGCUUUGAUGACUCAAAGCAAGACUCGUUUGGUCGGUCCCAACUGUCCUGGUAUGAUCUCUGCCGAGCAAUGUAAGAUUGGUAUUAUGCCUGGUUCCAUCUUGAAGCGUGGUAAGGUUGGUAUCGUUUCUCGUUCCGGUACCUUGACUUAUGAGGCCGUUCAACAAACUACUGAUGUUGAUCUCGGUCAAACCUUGUGUGUUGGCAUUGGUGGUGAUCCUUUGAACGGUUCCAACUUCAUUGACUGUCUCAAGGUCUUCUUGGAAGAUGAUGAAACUGAGGGUAUUAUCAUGAUUGGUGAAAUUGGUGGUACUGCCGAAGAAGAAGCUGCUGAAUUCUUGACCCAAUACAACUUGUCCAGAGAUGUUCCCAAGCCCGUCGUCUCUUUCAUUGCUGGUUUGACUGCUCCUCCUGGCCGUAGAAUGGGUCAUGCUGGUGCCAUUAUUUCCGGUGGUAAGGGUGGUGCUGGCGAUAAGAUCAAGGCUUUGGAGCGUGCCGGUGUUCAUGUCACUCCCUCUCCUGCCAAGUUGGGUACUACCUUGCUUCAAGCUAUGAAGGAUGCUGGUUUGGCUUAA
Molecule: messenger RNA, 999 nt
Organism: Mucor velutinosus
Lineage: Eukaryota; Fungi; Mucoromycota; Mucoromycetes; Mucorales; Mucoraceae
Exons: 6
Coding region: 1-999 (332 amino acids)
Biological process (GO): tricarboxylic acid cycle
Cellular component (GO): succinate-CoA ligase complex (ADP-forming); mitochondrion
Molecular function (GO): succinate-CoA ligase (GDP-forming) activity; succinate-CoA ligase (ADP-forming) activity
Source: RefSeq, a predicted model, not a curated record